AUGACUUUCGACCUCAGGGAAAGGGACACGCUAUGGACUGAUGAAAACAAGGCUCGAUUGGUGAAGUUAGUUGCAUCAAACCAGCUCAAGCUCAGCCAGGAAGAGUUGGAACUUCGCCUGCAUGAACUUGUUUCACUGGUUCCAGAUCUGGGGAGUAAAGUCCACAUGCUGAAACCCGACCUCCUGGCUGCCCUCCUUCAGGAUCUGGACAAGGCUGCCCACCAAAUGAUACGGUUGAAAGAGACUUUCCCUGAUUCGAACAUCAGCUUGAUGGUUUCCAAGAGGCCCAUCAUGCUACUGCAGGAUUGUGACACAAUAGUGAUAGAUGCUCGCAAGGUGUGUGCGUUGCUGAGGGUUGAAAAUCUGGACAGCCUUGUGGACAAACACCCCGGUCUCCUGGACAUUGAAGCUGUGGAGGAAGUGCUGGACGAACUGCGGCGCAUGAUGCCCAGCGGCACUGAUGUGAGAAAGAUGCUCGCCAAUGAUCCAACGCUCCUGCUCAGUGCGGGCAGAGGGACCAAGCGGCUGGGGGACCAUCCUGACUAG
Ostreobium quekettii is the source of this 546-nucleotide messenger RNA. Lineage: Eukaryota; Viridiplantae; Chlorophyta; Ulvophyceae; Bryopsidales; Ostreobiaceae. The record is from the annotation of a GenBank genome assembly.